Meira miltonrushii is the source of this 1258-nucleotide messenger RNA. RefSeq lists its product as uncharacterized. The coding region runs from base 251 to 1258 and encodes 335 amino acids. NCBI's taxonomy places the organism in Eukaryota, Fungi, Basidiomycota, Exobasidiomycetes, Exobasidiales, Brachybasidiaceae. The record is from RefSeq and is a predicted model, not a curated record. The transcript has a single exon.
CUCCCUUUUUGUAACGAUCGUUUGUUGUCGUUCAUCAGUUUGCUCCUGGGUUCGGCUGGUAUCCGGAUCCGAGUAGAUCAUUCAUCCUCCAACAACGUAUACAUCCUAUUUCGGUGCUAGCAAUAGUCUAACAUCACCCUUGUUUUUCAUUCAUCCACUUCACGUCGUCUACCCGAUCAUCAUUUUUCAUAGGACACCUUCUCUCUUUCUCUUUCUUCCAUUUCAACGACAAUCUCUUCCAUUUUUCACCAUGACACCAACUUCUUUUCUUUGGUCUCGUCGAAUGACAGCUGCCAAUGUGUCACUCUCACCCCCAAAGCUGACACCUUUGAGUGUUUCAAGCUCUUUCUCUAGCCGUAAAUCUUCUUUCGAUGAAGUCAGAUCCGAAUACUCGAAUGCCACAACAGCACCUUCGUCACCAUUUCUUUUUACACCAACAGAGAUGGCUGGUAUCCUUCUGGGUGACUCUCCUACAAGUGCAAUUAAACGUUGUCAAAAUAGCAAAGAAGAAUACAUGCGAAUUCAAAAUCAAUUUGAUCCGUUUCUCAAAUCUCCCUCUUCUGAUUCGUUUAACGUGUUGCAAUGUGGCAACACUAUCAGUCAUCAUCCUGAAAAGUUGAGUGACUUGGACGUUGAACUUGACAUGGCUUCUUUGGCAACAGAAGUAGCUCUACGCACUUUGGACUCGGAGGAUGAAGAAGAUUACCUUGGCGGUAGUACUACUUGCAAAGGCGAAAAAGAUGAUCCACAAGCCUGGCCUCAAGGUGUAGGGCAACCAAAAAUGCGUUUAUUGCCCUUUUUGCCAUUCCCACCGCAAGAACAAUCAUCAACUGACCAAGAAGCUGCUCAGCCAACUGCUAUGAGCAACUCUGACGGACACGAAUGUUUGCCGAGCGAAACAGUCGAUGAAGAAGAAGCACCUAAGCGAAAAGGCCGAGCAAGAAUGAGCCAAGAAAAGCGAAGACGAUUGGCAAGAAGACGUGAACGUGAAGCCUUGCUGCUUGGGUUGCCUUCAAGUCGACCAUCUUCUGCACCUGCACAACAAACAAAGUUUUUAUUGGAAGAAUUGAACGGAACGGUGCCAAAGGGUAAUCAAACGGCUUGGAGAAAGAACCCUUCUUUCCUUACAUCCUCCUCACAAGCAUUUCCGUUGCCAUCACAUCCAUAUCGAAACGAGCUUCAACAAAGACGUGACAGCUUGAUGAAGCCAUACUCUGUCAAAUCUUACUCGCAAUGUUUGACAAUCCCAAGCGCGUAA